AUGCCGCAGGCGAAGCUCAAUCCGCUGAGCAAGGACAAACCAUUCCUCCUAAUGCGACUGCCGCUCACGGAGCUUAGCAUCGGUCUGACCGGAAGCUCAAGCGAGUAUUUGAAGAAAGACGUGGCCAUCUACCAUAACCUCAUGAGCUCUCUUUUAUGCAGCCAGAAUACCACGCGGGGAAGUCCGUCUCUGAAAGUCCAUACCCAGACCGAGGAGAAGAUCGAGCGUCUCGUUGCAUUGAGUCGGUGGUUAUACAAGCCGGAUGCUGCUGACGUCUAUCGGACGCUCCGAGCGCUGGAGACAAGAAAGGCAGUCGUGCGCGCGACAAACGAUCUUCUGUGGAAGACCGUCGUGUUCUUCGUUACUUCGACCGAGUGGGGCUUUGCGACGCCGCAUGUAGAUGGUGAUCGGUACUUGCACUUUCUGGAGGAGAUGCUUCGGGGGAGCGCUGCGCUGGAGUUUGCACAGGUGAAACAUCGGAGCGGCGGGCUAUGA
This is a messenger RNA of Paraphaeosphaeria sporulosa, 495 nucleotides long. RefSeq lists its product as uncharacterized. The record is from RefSeq and is a predicted model, not a curated record. Bases 1 to 495 code for a protein of 164 amino acids. The transcript has a single exon. NCBI's taxonomy places the organism in Eukaryota, Fungi, Ascomycota, Dothideomycetes, Pleosporales, Didymosphaeriaceae.